Messenger RNA from Colossoma macropomum (tambaqui), 3544 nucleotides. RefSeq names its product zinc finger protein 76 (gene znf76). The record is from RefSeq and is a predicted model, not a curated record. The transcript has 14 exons. Gene Ontology annotation, molecular function: DNA-binding transcription factor activity, RNA polymerase II-specific; RNA polymerase II cis-regulatory region sequence-specific DNA binding. Gene Ontology annotation, biological process: regulation of transcription by RNA polymerase II; central nervous system development. Gene Ontology annotation, cellular component: nucleus. Lineage: Eukaryota; Metazoa; Chordata; Actinopteri; Characiformes; Serrasalmidae. The coding region runs from base 432 to 2048 and encodes 538 amino acids.
UCUGAAUCUCUCUGUUCACACCUCAACAAAUGAAUUAUGCACAAAUUCUGGAACCCAGUGGAAUUCCCUUUAAAUGGAGAGUCGUGCAGCAUACGGUUGAAUUCCAAAUGACUUUUUAUUUGACCUAAAAUGCACUAAUGGAGUGUUAUUUUAUAACCUGGGGGCAGCCGUUUCUGAUUCAGCCCAUAGCAUAGCGCGCCGGGCUACAGCCCCUUUUGACAACCAGAGGUUUUUCCACACAGCCAAGAAUGAAUGUGUUGGUUUUGUGACAUCACAAACAUCAUGAAAUCAGAACAGCCUGUUUUGAAAGUAACAAUAUUUACAUAUAUUGACUUGUGUGUUAUUGUUCUGAGCACACCGUUGAAGAUACUACUCCGUCUAUACACACAUCAAACUCCUUCAUUCAAAAAAAGUAGUGUGUGUGCAGUAGGAUGGAGAGUUUGGGGCUGCAGGCUGUAGCUCUGAGUGAUGGCUCCACCGCCUACAUCCAGCAGGCGAUUAACGACAGUAAUCUGGUUGAAGGAGACACCAUCCAGCUGGAGGACGGAACCACAGCAUACAUCCAGCAGGUCACAGUGCAGCAGAAAGACACUCUGCCGUUUGAAGAUGGUCAGGCGGUCCAGCUUGAGGACGGCACCACAGCCUACAUCCACCGCACACCUAAAGAUGGUUUUGACCCCGGUGCGGUGGAGGCGGUGCAGCUGGAGGAUGGCAGCACAGCGUACAUCCACCACCCAUCAGCCCUGCAGCCAGGGAGCGCCAUACUCACCGUACAGGCCGGGGGCGUGCUGGAGGAGCUCACUGCGGACCCCGACACCAUCAGCACGCUGGAGAACUACUCUGCACGGCUGACGAGUUCUAAGGUGGAGAUGGAUGAGAACAGUGCCGGGGCUAAUGGAGUGAAGGCGUGGAAUUCCUGUAAAACUCCUCAGGGGGAGAAAAGCUUCCAGUGCAGCUACGAGGGCUGCGGCCGACUCUACACCACGGCACACCAUCUGAAGGUGCAUGAGCGAUCUCACACAGGUGACCGUCCGUACCGCUGUGAGAUCCCCUCCUGCACUAAAGCCUUCUCCACCGGCUACGGCCUGAAGAGCCACCUGCGCACGCACACCGGAGAGAAACCCUACAAGUGUCCUGAGGACAUGUGUUACAAAGCCUUCAAAACCUCCGGAGACCUGCAGAAGCACGUCCGCACGCACACAGGUGAGAAGCCGUUUAAGUGUCCGUUCGAAGGCUGUGGACGCUCCUUCACCACCUCCAACAUCAGGAAGGUCCACAUGCGCACGCACACGGGCGAGAGACCGUACCUGUGUCCAGAGCCGGCGUGUGGACGAGGCUUCGCCAGUGCCACCAACUACAAAAACCACAUGAGGAUACACACGGGUGAGAAGCCGUAUCUGUGUACGGUUCCCGGAUGUGGGAAGCGUUUUACGGAAUACUCCAGUCUGUAUAAACACCACGUCGUUCACACGCACUGCAAACCGUACAGCUGCAACCACUGCGGGAAAACCUACCGACAGACCUCCACGCUCGCCAUGCACAAACGCACCGUACACGGAGACUACGCCGAGGAGACGGAGGCUAUAGAGUCUACUCAGCAGCAGCAGGGUGUGUAUGCAGAGGGGUCGGAGCAGAAGGAGGAGUCUCAGGCUGUCAUGGAGACCGACGAUGUCAUUGGCUCUCAGGUCAAUCUGACCGCUGAAGAUCUACAGGCUCUGACCGCUGGCAUUACCAUGGUAGCGCAGGACGGCACCACCAUCACCGUGCCCGCCCACCAGGGCAUCCUGAGCGGCAGGCAGCAACACGUCGCCAUGGUUACUCGAGACGGCAAGGAGCUGCAGCAGGUUGCUAUAGUAACAUCAGACGCCAUCAUGUCAGCCGGGUCAGGGAUGAGCUCUCCUCAGUGUCAGCAGGUGGCGCUGUUGGCCACGGCAAACGGCACACAGAUAGCAGUGCAGCUGGAGGAGCAGCAGACGUUAGAAGAAGCGAUCAGCAUGGCCACUGCGACCAUACAGCAGGGACUGACCCAGGAUCAGGCAGAACCCUGACCGCAUCAUCCACAGAAGUGACCCAGGAUCAGCCAGAACCCUGACCACAGCAUCCACACAACUGACCCAGGAUCAUCCAGAACCCUGACCACAGCAUCCACACAGCUGACCCAGGAUCAUCCAGAACCCUGACCACAGCAUCCACACAGCUGACCCAGGAUCAUCCAGAACCCUGACCACAGCAUCCACACGACUGACCCAGGAUCAACCAGAACCCUGACCACAGCAUCCACGCGACUGACCCAGGAUCAACCAGAACCCUGACCCAGGAUCAGCCAGAACCCUGACCACAGCAUCCACACGACUGACCCAGGAUCAACCAGAACCCUGACCACAGCAUCCACGCGACUGACCCAGGAUCAACCAGAACCCUGACCACAGCAUCCACACGACUGACCCAGGAUCAACCAGAACCCUGACCACAGCAUCCACGCGACUGACCCAGGAUCAACCAGAACCCUGACCACAGCAUCCACACAACUGACCCAGGAUCAACCAGAACCCUGACCCAGGAUCAGCCAGAACCCUGACCACAGCACCCACACAACUGACCCAGGAUCAGCCAGAACCCUGACCACAGCAUCCACACAACUGACCCAGGAUCAACCAAAACCCUGACCACAGCAUCCACACAACUGACCCAGGAUCAACCAGAACCCUGACCCAGGAUCAGCCAGAACCCUGACCACAGCAUCCACGCGACUGACCCAGGAUCAGCCAGAACCCUGACCACAGCAUCCACACAACUGACCCAGGAUCAGCCAGAACCCUGACCACAGCAUCCACACAACUGACCCAGGAUCAGCCAGAACCCUGACCACAGCAUCCACACAACUGACCCAGGAUCAGCCAGAACCCUGACCACAGCAUCCACGCGACUGACCCAGGAUCAGCCAGAACCCUGACCACAGCAUCCACACAACUGACCCAGGAUCAGCCAGAACCCUGACCACAGCAUCCACACAACUGACCCAGGAUCAGCCAGAACCCUGACCACAGCAUCCACACAACUAACCCAGGAUAAGCCAGAACCCUGACCACAGCAUCCACACAACUAACCCAGGAUAAGCCAAAACCCUCACCGCAGCGUCCACAGAACUGCCCAGUCAGAUCUGAUAUCUGGUCUCAGGUCAGUGUUUUAGGGCAGUGGUUCUCCCAGGAGGUCUUUCAUAAGGCAGAACUUCUCCAGUUGGUAAGAUAAGCCCAAAAUAACGACUGACCGAUAUGAGAAGAGGGUCAUUCUGAUUGGAUGGUCCUUACUUUGGGCUUCAGUGAUCCAGCUAACUGAGAAAUCCUGCUUUGUGAAACACCAUCACUGCUUCUGUGUGUGUGUGUGAGUGUGUGUGUGUGUGUGUGUGUGUGUGUGUGUUUCGGAGCUGAAGUGUUUUUUCAAAAUCAAUUAAGUUAAUAUACAGACGAGUUUUCAGGUAUGUUGUUAAUAAUGUGUACAGUUGUAAAUAAAAAUAACAGAUGAAUAAAUGAGCUUUACACUCUGA